Molecule: messenger RNA, 2199 nt
Organism: Apus apus (common swift)
Lineage: Eukaryota; Metazoa; Chordata; Aves; Apodiformes; Apodidae
Gene: NAT9
Product: N-acetyltransferase 9 (putative)
Exons: 6
Coding region: 293-922 (209 amino acids)
Biological process (GO): protein acetylation
Molecular function (GO): N-acetyltransferase activity
Source: RefSeq, a predicted model, not a curated record
CCCGGGCCCCCUCAGCCCCGGUCCCCCCCCCCUCGGCCCCGGGAUCCCCGCGGUCCCGAACCCCCUCUCAGGCCCCAUCUCUCCUCAGCCGUGGGGCUCCCCGAGGCCCCCAUCCCCCGUCAGACCCCGCUGCUGGGCCUGCCGUGGGUGGGAGGGGGUUGCGGGGAGCUGCCGUGCGGGGGUUGGCGUGAGCCGGGGCCUGUCCUUCCCCAGGGCGCGGCCCCCGCUGGCUCCCGAGGGCUCAUCCCGGAGACACGGAGUGGGCGGCUGGUUCUCCCUCGGGGCUGAAGCCAUGAAGAUCAACCAGAACACGGUGCUGCAAGGACAGAGGGUGACCCUGGUGCCCUACACCUCUGCACACGUGCCCCGGUACCACGAGUGGAUGCAGUCGGAGGAGCUGCAGCGCCUGACCGCCUCGGAGCCGCUCAGCCUGCCGCAGGAGUACGAGAUGCAGCGCAGCUGGCGGGACGACGCAGACAAGUGCACCUUCAUCGUGCUGGACACGGAGCGGUGGUGCGGGCAGGGGCGCACGGAUCAGGACUGCAUGGUGGGAGAUGUCAACCUCUUCCUCACUGACCCUGAGGACCCCACCUUGGGAGAGAUUGAAAUUAUGAUUGCAGAGCCCAGCUACCGAGGCAGAGGGUUUGGCAAGGAGGCAACUCUGAUGAUGAUGUCCUAUGGAGUGAAAAACCUGGGGAUCACUAAAUUUGAGGCAAAGAUUGGUCAGGAAAAUGAACCCAGUAUCUGCAUGUUCAAAAAGCUUCAUUUUAAGGAGGUUGCUGUGAACAGUGUUUUCCAAGAGGUGACACUGAGGCUGGAUGUCAGUGACCAGGAGAAAUGGUGGCUCCUUGAACAGACAAACCACGUGGAGGAGAAGAGCUACACUGAAGUGAAGCUGCCAGAUGAAGUGCUGGAGACCUGACAGACACAUCCAGACAGGGGCCUGGCUUCCAGGGAGGAGCUGGACACAGCGUGUGGAGGACACCAGUGAGCCAGCACUGCACUUGACUCUUCUCAUCUGUCUUCUUGGGUUACUUUGUCAUCUUGUGAACUUUGCACAUUGUUGCAGCAGCUAGGAAUACUGCCUGAAAUUUGGACCUGGAAAACAGCCACUAAUUCACAGCCUUGACUGGGAGUCACUGUAACUAACACACUGUUCCAGCAGAGCCUAAAAUCACCAGCAAUUAAUUGAAUCCUGAUGCUGCCAGUUUCUGGACAAGCAGCACCCACUGUUCCUCUUUCUCCUGCCUUAGAGCCAGAUUCAUCAGUUUGACAGAGUCAGUCUCAGGGUGCUGGUGGCUCAGUCUGUUUUCUCUUGAAUAAAAAAAUUGGCAAAGAUGAGGUACCCAAGCACCAUCUGGGAGCAGCAGGGCUCAGCUGCUGGCUUUGGCUGCUGAAGGGGUGGAUAGAAGCUGUGAAGGACCCCAGAGACCUUUGAACCCUGUGUCCUGGGCUGGGUUGUACUGCUGCGGUCUGGGUGAGCACAAGCAAAGGGCAAGUUAACGUGAUGAAAAUGAUUGAUACCAACUGACCAAGACUAGAGCAGAGCCUCCCCAGGAUCACAACAGAAAAGGGGACCUGCAAGAGGCUGCUGAGGCACAACCCUGUGAGUUUUAGACCUGUGCUUUGGACCUGAAAACCUCCAUGAUGGGACAUUGCACUUCAUUUUACCAGGAGAACACAACUGAAAGAAGACAGACUGGUCCCUGCUUCUUCAAGUAGCUCAGGACUUAGGCAGGAGCCAGCCAGGCUGCCUCUGCUGUGCUGUACCCGAGAUCUGCUGCAGAGGAGGCACUUGCCUGACUCCCCCUGGACAGAGUUUUUAAUGCAGCUAUUUAGCCUGGCCUUUCCUGCCCUAUGCAGCACAUUCUCCUCAGCAGGGAAGCUUUGUAAGAGGAGAGGACAGAAGGUAAGGAGGAUAACAGACGUUCCUGCCUGUUUUCCCACUGUAAAAGCAGCCAUAAUGGCUAAUUCUAGACAAGAAAUUAUUUGUUCCAAUUACAAAGCAUCAGAUAAUAGCUUUCAGAUUUGCCCAGGGGUGUUUUUGUCUGCAGUUGGUAGACUCUGAAAUGUUUAGUGUUGCUCUGCCUGUAUUUGUAAUGCCUGGGGGUUCUAGUUUUCCAUUUUUAGUUCAUUUAAAUACAUAAUUCCUGUGACGAACAUUAAAACCAAGCAUGGGAACAGUGUAUUUUAAACAAG